UUGAAAGAUGGCGACAUGAAAGUAGCGUGUGUUUGGGCUUUCGAAAUUAAUUUAAGAAUUUGUUUUGAUUUUCGUUGGUUUAACUAUAUUGCUGAUAGUAUGUUGCCCCACAUCAGCAAAUCGGGUUUAUGACCUUUCUGCGAUUUUCGGAUUCUUUAUUCAUCCGGGAGCGCUCGAGGUACCUUCGUUUGUCGGUCGGAAAAAUAGUGGCAAAUGCUGAGUACUUGUGUUGGAAUUUGCAGUUAAAAUGCAAAACGCCAAAAGCUGUUUGUCUCUAAGGAGAAGAGAAUAAUUUAGUUGUCGAAGCUAAGGCAUGGUAAAGUGAAGGGACAUGAGCCAAAACAUUGCAGGGAUGGCACCCCUCGUCAGAUUUAAUCAGUGGACAAAUAUCUUUUAAAUUUGAGAUAAACUGUCAUUUGACCAUAGAAGUCACAAUCCUGUUGCAGUAUGGCACGGGGUAGAGCUCCAUACCAGUAUCCUGGGGUUGAGGCACCCCAUCGGGGCUUGGGUCCUAUGUACCCUGACAACAAAGGCAUUUGCAACCCAUUUGGAAAUAUGCCGAUGGGUGCUAUGAGCAUGGAUCUGAAGCCACCUUUAGGCGGGGGUCUAGGUGGUCCACUAGAACCGGCACCACCACCACCCACCACAGGCAAUGCUAAAAAGAAAAGGAGAACAUCCAGUGCAGCAAAUGCCCAAUCAGCACCUCAACCUCCGCCCCCUCAGGUCCAGGAUCUUCUUCCUCCCCCUCUCACUGGUUAUGGUGAUACUAUUAUUGCAUCAAACCCAUUUGAUGAUACACCCCCAUCAGGUAUGGGUAUGAUGCAUCAUAUGAAUCACCAUCCCCACCACCCGCAUCACAUGAAUGCCAUGAGCCCAAUGGGAAGUCCUAUGGGCAGUCCUGGCAUGGGUGGUCUCAACUCUGCUCCAAUGGGGGGCCCAGGCCCAAGUCGAAUGAUGGGCCCAGGACCUCGUAUGGGUGGUCCAGGUGGAAUGAUGGGCUCCCCUAACAUGCAAGGUCCCAUGGGUGGCCCUGGUAUGGGCCCUAUGGGUCCAAUGGGAAUGAAUAAUUCUCCUAUGAAUUCUGGACCUAUGAACUCACCUCUUGGGAACUCUGGCAUGAACACAAGCCCUUUAGGAAUGAAUUCUAUGGGUGGCCCACCUAUGAAUAGCUGCCCUCCAAUGGGUAGCCCAAUGGCUGGGAGUCCAAUGAGCAGUGGUGGCGGUGGUGUAAAUAGUGGCCCACUCAGUAGUCCAAUGAACAGCUGUCCCCCAAUGGGGAGCCCUGGUAUGGGAGCUCAAAUUGGUGGCCCAGGUGGAAGUCCCAUGAACAGGCACUUGACAAGUCCUAUGGCACACAUUAGCCCUAUGGGAAGUCAAGGGAUGAACAGUGGGCCUCCGAUCGGUAGUCCUUUGGGUCACAUGAACUCAGGACGAAUGGGAAGUCCUAUGAAUAACAUUAAUAAUGGUCCAAUGGGACCAGCCUCAGGUCCCUCCAUGGGAUCAGGCCCCCCCAUGGGUUCAAAUCCUUCCAUGAACAAUGGCCCCAGUAACAGCUGUGGCUCUGGCAUGAUGCAUCCUAUGGGUCAUCAUCAUGGUCCACCGCAUGGUCCUCCACAUGGUCCGCCCCACGGACCACCCCACGGACCGCCCCAUGGUCAAUCCCAUGGUCCACCCCACGGUCCACCCCAUGGUCCACCCCACGGGCCACCCCACGGUCCGCCUCAUGGUCCACCCCACGGGCCACCCCAUGGUCCGCCCCACGGUCCACCGCACGGUCCUCUACAUGGUGGUCCUGGACCUCAGGGUAUGCAGCAUAUGCAGCAUAUGAGUUCUAUGGGUGGCAACAUGGGCCACAUGCAUCCAAUGGGUAUGCCUCAUGGUUUCCCGGGUCCCAAGCCGAUGCCAGUGUCGGCUGGAAAGGUCUACCCUCCUGACCAACCUAUGGUGUUUAAUCCUCAAAACCCAAAUGCACCUCCUAUCUAUCCCUGCGGGAUUUGUCAUAAGGAGGUCCAUGAUAAUGACCAGGCCAUUUUGUGUGAAUCAGGCUGUAAUUUCUGGUUUCACCGGGUGUGUACGGGUAUUACUGAGGCUGCCUAUCAACUAUUAACAGCAGAAGUAUAUGCAGAGUGGGUCUGUGACAAGUGCUUACAAAACAAAACCAUACCAUUGGUUAAGUUUAAACCAUAGCCCUCAUUAGUAUUUAUCAAAAAGAGAAUACUGCUUUCUUGACUGCCUCAUAUUAUGUACAAUAUUUUAAGUAAAUGUAAUGAGAAAGAAAGAGAUUGCCCCUUGUGUGUCAUGGAUGAUGUUUGUGUUGUACAUUUCUGUUGAGUAUUGUUCUCUGGCAGAUUGAUUCUUUGAGACAAUGUUGAGAUGAGGUCAAGCAAUCAUUUUUGUUUUGAUGGUCUUUUUCUUCUUUUUUUAUUGGGAAGAUAGAUAGUAUCUUGCAGUGUUUUUUUUUGUUUUUUUUUUAGGAAUAUGUUAUGAGACAGAAGGACACUUUAGACCCCUGUCCCUCUCUCAGCUCCCUGUAUGUAUUUUCUUAUGGAAGUCAUAGCCCUCUGGUUCUGAUAGUGAUUUACUUCUGUACGUGGCUGGUAAAAGACCUUGCUCAGCUCCUGGCUCAACACUAUGCAUGCAUGUACAUUUGUAUUACUAAUUAAUUUUUUGUGAAGGAUCAAACUUUCAGUGACAAGACAAUUUUCUGAAUUGGCAAUAAUGGUGUGCUGUCAAGCCAUAACUUCUGUAUGUUUUGUGAGUUGCUACUGUCUUUUUUGCUCUCUUAUUUUUAAGUGUAGAAUUUUCAAUUGUUAUGUAAAUUGUGUCGAUUGACAAAGGUUGUGCCAGAAGGCAUGGCUUGACUUGCACACAUACUCUUAUGAUCAUGCUUAGAGCUGGUCAGUGUGAUAAAUGCCCUCCAGAUUGCUAAUGUCAAAGGUCGUGUUUCUGUGGUAGAGUUCUCAGGUUUUUCAGCCUGCUGAGAUUGUGUUGUGAUCUGAUGAAUCAUUAUGUAAAAUUGAGAUGCUCCGAGGUGGUGCCUUGUUUUGCUACUUAACCCACUCAUGUGAUUAUUUUAAUUUUUUUUUCUUUUUUAAAGUUUCCAUUUUAUCUAUAUCUUUCCUCAAAAACUUUUAGAACAAAUUUUAUGUCCCAAUGAAUUAUCUGAGUCUGAAGAUUUGCCAUGGCUGGACUACCAACCCCAUGAAUCUUAAUUUUUAUUAUUCUAUCUAAUAUUUUAAGCUUGUGUAAAGAAAAGUUGUGUUUGGAAUUGUUUGCUUCGAACUGAGCUGUUGUUGGCAAUGUCUUAAACACUUUUACAAAGUAUUAUUCAGUGCUCUGUAGUAAGUUAUAUCUUAAAGAUAAGUUAACAAUAUUCAGGUUAGCAUGUGGCACAUAAUAGUGAUUGUUUUUAGUUUUGUUUUUCUGUAUCCUUUGGCAUUGCCUGCCAACUCCUCUCUGGGAAAGGUAUCUAUUUAACAACUAAUACUGAAUUUAGUCUUGUGAAGGAAUGAAGUAUGACAUAACCCCAAGCAUUUAUUUUGGAUGUGUUAUUUAGCUUCCAGGCAAUCAGAGGUCUUUAACAUGACUAGUAUUAGCAACGAAAGCAAAUGUCUUAGGUGACUUCAAGCUUCAUUCAAUUUCAAGACUAAAUGCAGAAAAAUGAACAUCACUUUGGAUUCCCUCCUCCUCCUCCUCCUCUCCUCUCUCUUACUAUUUAUCUCUCUCCUUCUCUCCCUACCCUGUCCUCUCUGUUAUGAUGCAUUGGUUUACCUCUCAUUCCCUAAAAUAUUUAUUUUUAAAUAUCUCUGUGUUUGCUUUCAAGUAAUUGUAUUUAGGCCAAAUUUUGAGUGGAAAAAUGGAGAAGCGAUUCUUUACCUAAAAUAUUCUACUAGUACAUUAAUGAUGAUUUAUUUUCUUUAUGAUGAACUUGUUUUCAGUUCUCUUGCUUGUGCUCUAAACAUUUCAUCCUUAGCACAAAUCUGUCAAUUCUGUGCAUUCUAUUAGAUAUUGAACUGACUUAAAGCUUCUGGUGCUACAUGUUGAUUUUAGUGGAUGGAAUCACAUAAGUAACGAGACUGAUCACUCGUAGUGUAACUUAUGCCCCAUUGAUUUAUUUUUAUCUUGAUUUUUAUGACUAUAUUUCAACUUGACUUAUCUAGGUAAUCUUUUAAUGAUGUUUGUGGCAAAAAAGUGCUGGACACUUGUAUCUGUAACAUCAAGUCUGUGGGUGUCCACUGUCCAGGUUGUGUUCUUUCAUUUACAUAGGAUGAGAGAGCCACAAAUCACUUACAAACUACUUUUUCUUGAAGUAACCCUACCAAUUAGUUGCAGAGUACAUUGAAAUGAAAGCCACAUCACAUACUUACACCUUGAUUUCUUUUUGCCCUCUUCUAUUGUUUUUAUUGUCUCAUCUCCAGAUCAUGGUAAUCAUUUUACGUGACUUCAGUACAAAUGCAUUUCCGUAAUAGUGUUCUUGAAGAGACUGUUUAAUGGCAGCUGAGUAUUGUGUUCAAUUGUACCGGUGCAAGAAUCUUUUGCUGUUAUCCCAGUGAAGCUUUUACUUGCUUACAGUAAUAUCUUUUGUUGUGAAUUUAACUUCAGAAAUCAUUAUUCUUAAUGUUGUUACUUGAUGUCUAAGGUAUUACAAUGAAUUAUUUGAGCUCUCAUGCCUGUGACAUUUUGGUUUUGAGUUGAUUUAAAAGCAUCUAGUACGAUGUUUAUUGUGUACAUAAAACCCUACAUGACGUGAAUUUUGUAAAUGUUCUCCAUUUCUGGAAUUAUGCAGACUGCCCCAACCACCAGCUGAAAACAUUGAGAGAACACAAUUUUGCAGUGAUCAGAGUUUGGUGGUGAUGUAUUAUAAAACUUAAGAUUACUUAUUAACAUCACGUGGUUUUUUUUUUUAAAAAAUAAAAUAAAAAAUAAACCUAAUUUUGUGCAUAGUUUAUUUUUUAUCAUGUGAAUAAAAUAUAUCAGCAAUAAACGUUGUUAUACAUUUCA
Molecule: messenger RNA, 5001 nt
Organism: Frankliniella occidentalis (western flower thrips)
Lineage: Eukaryota; Metazoa; Arthropoda; Insecta; Thysanoptera; Thripidae
Product: protein pygopus
Exons: 7
Coding region: 448-2187 (579 amino acids)
Source: RefSeq, a predicted model, not a curated record